Messenger RNA from Colletotrichum siamense, 2172 nucleotides. RefSeq names its product Aspercryptin biosynthesis cluster-specific transcription regulator atnN (gene atnN-16). Gene Ontology annotation, molecular function: DNA-binding transcription factor activity, RNA polymerase II-specific; zinc ion binding. Bases 1 to 2172 code for a protein of 723 amino acids. Gene Ontology annotation, biological process: regulation of DNA-templated transcription. The transcript has a single exon. NCBI's taxonomy places the organism in Eukaryota, Fungi, Ascomycota, Sordariomycetes, Glomerellales, Glomerellaceae. The record is from RefSeq and is a predicted model, not a curated record.
AUGUCCGAUACCGCCCUCUUCCCCAUCAGCAGCGACCCCCUCCUCUCACGGCGAGCCCAAGACCAUGGACCAGGCGGCGCGAUAACGUCAGCCGGCUUCGAGACGGGGCUGCUGAGCAGCUACCCGUUGCUGUCAUCAUUUGAAUUAAUCCCAGCCUCGCCGCCCAUGUCGAUGGACCAACAGCAACAACAGCCGACAACAGUCACCCCUCCGCCGUCCUCAAGCAGUCCAGCGGCGGAGGGGGACAGGCCGCAGCAAACCUUCCUCAGCCUGCCGCUCCCACAUACACCGCCAAAGACCCCGCCACAGGUCCUCAUCAACCACCAGCUCCCGAUCGCCGUCCAUGUCCCGCAAGAACCGCCCGCGAAGAAGAAGCGCGCAAGCAAACCGAAAGUCAGAUCAGGCUGCAUCACCUGCAAGAUCCGCCGCGUCAAGUGCGACGAGGGCAAGCCGACCUGCACCCGCUGCGCCAAGGCGGACAUCAAGUGCGACGGCUACGUCAAGGACGCCGCAGAGCAGAAGCGCGCCCAGGAGCGGGACGCCGUCAUCCGCGCUGCGCAGCGGAACAAGGUCCUCCUCCCGCGGCCGGACCCUGCCGCUACUCCGAACCCGGGGCCGGUGCUCGUCCGGGCGAACCCCGUAGUGGUGCAGAUCGACACCGCCGACGUGAGCUACUACGACCUCUUCCGCCACCAGCUCGUCCGCGACCUGGCCGGGUCCACGCACUCCGACUUCUGGUCGCGCAUCGUCAUGGCCGAGAGCGCGCGCGACCCGUGCGUGAAGGAGUCGGUCCUCGCCAUCGGCGCGAUCGCGCAGACGCUGUUCUUCCGGACCGCGCGGGGCAACACGCUCGGCAGCACGCAGCCGCCCGGCUUGAAACCGUGGGGCGGCGGCGGCGGCGGCGCGGAGAUGCUGCAGGCGGGCGCGGCCGGGUUCCUCGACCACCACCACAAGGCGGCGCUGCAGCACCAUCUGCGCGCGGUGUCGGUGUACAGGCAGCGGAUCCAGAUGGGCACGGCGGGGUCGUCGCCGCGGUCGGUGAUCAUCAUGACGCUGCUGCUGAUCGCGUUCGAGUUUAUUCAAGGGAACAUGAAGAGCGUCGACUCGCUGAUGGGCACGGGGAUGCGGCUGAUCGAGGACGCGAGCACGCUGAUGAGGAGGAGGUCUUCGUCACGGGACAGCGAGGAACCACAGGUGAGGGUGGCAGCCCCGCCGCGCGAGGACGAGAUGGACGACAUCGAGCACCUGCUCCCCUGCCUCUCCCUCAUGUCAGGCUUCACGCACUUCUUCAACUCGCACCGCGCGACCAUCUCGCGCAUGAACAGCACGCCCGCCCCGGAACUGCCGCGGCCGGGGGUUACCCCCGUGGCCAAGAUGCAGGUCCUUUGGGGCAAGUUCUUCACGCGCGCGGUGGCGUACACGAUGCGCUGGAUGCAUACGCAGAUGAAGCACCUCCCGCCGCCGGCGGACGCGGCCCGCGAGCGCGGCGAGUUCUUGGUGUACCUGCGGCUGUGGCAGUCUGUCCUGGAGACGUACCUCGCCGACCCGGGAUUGGAGGCGCAGACGCGGCGCGCGCUGGAGAUGAUCAGGAUACACCGGCUGAUCAUGUAUGUGCUGGUGAGCGCGAGUCUGGAUAGCAGCGACAUGGCGUUCGACGCGCACGAGGAGGACUUCCGCGAGAUGCUGCGGCUGACGCUGCGCUUCAUGCGCGCCGACACCCCCGAGGAGCAGUUCCCGCUCUCGCGCAUCGCGUUCACUUUCGCCGAGGGCCUGACGACCCCUCUAACCACCAUCAUCGCCAAGUGCCGCAACCAUGACUUGAGAAUGCAGGCGGCGGGUUUGAUGCGCGCGCUGUCGUGGCGCGACGGGGCGUGGGAUGGGAAGGCGCUGGCGGUGGGCAAGCUGGGCGUGGUGAUGCUGGAGGAGCGCGGGAUGGAUAUGGAGGGGCGGAUUCCGGCGGCGGCGCGGUGGGUGUGGACGGAUGCGAAAUGGGAUCUGGAGAGGAGGGAGGUGGUGGCGACGUAUGUGAGGCUGGCGCCGGGGGAGGGCGGGCAGGCUGUGAAUGCGCAUUUGGUGCUGGAUAUUGAUAAUCCGCCUGAUGCGUGUGGGUUGGUUGGGUGCGGUGGGGGGCAUGAUCCGUUUGAGGAUCUUGGGAUGGGGAUGGAGUUGUAA